AUGUCGGCAAACGGGGCAGAACCAACGUCGUCCGUGCAGGCUUCCCCAGCUGCUCGGAGAAACGAUACGAAUUUUUUUAAAAAGCUGAAUGCGAGGAUCGAUGCAGUGGACUCGCUGCUCACUGUCGGCCUUGACCCACACUCCGCAGAGCUGCCAGCUCCCGCCUCAGCUGAGGGCGCCUUUGCAUUUUGCGAACGAGUGAUCAAGGCGACUCUACCGUAUGCGUGCUGCUACAAACCAAACUGCGCAUUCUUCGAGGCCUUCGGGUCAAAAGGGGUGCAGGUGCUGGAGAGGGUAUGCGCCUUGAUUCCCGACGAUAUUCCUAUCCUGCUGGAUGCCAAGCGGGGAGACAUCGGGACGACGGCUCAAGCCUACGCGGUCGCUGCUUUCGAGGGCCUUCAGGCGGAGGGCGUGACUGUUAAUGCCUAUAUGGGCAGGGAUGCAGUCCGUCCGUUUUUGUCCUACCGCGACAGAGGAGUCUUCGUCUUGGCAAAAACGUCGAACCCGUCCUCCAACGAGCUGCAGACUCUGCUUGUCAGGGCAGGCCCGCAGUCCGCACCUGAAGAGCAGAUCCCGCUCUACGUUCAAGUAGCCAGGCUGUGCAAUGACAUCGCCCGAGAGAGCAUCUCCGAAGGAGGUUCAGCGCUCCAGCCUGGGCAGAGUCUUCGCCAGAAUGCAUCCGGCGGCGGUGUGGGCCUUGUAGUCGGAGCGACAGACGUGAAAGCUCUGCAGGAAGUGAGGAGGGCAUGCCCUGACCUCUACAUUCUUGCGCCCGGCAUUGGGGCUCAGGGAGGCGACCUUGAAGAGGCCAUGGAAGCAGGCCUUUGCAAGGACGGUAAAGGGAUGCUCAUUCCGAUUUCCCGCGGCAUUUCUCGCGCUCAGGAUAUGGCUGCCCAAGCAAACUUAUACAGAGAACAAAUCAACGCCGUGCGUAAACGCGUUGUACAGCGAUGA
Messenger RNA from Besnoitia besnoiti, 954 nucleotides. RefSeq names its product orotidine-5-phosphate decarboxylase/orotate phosphoribosyltransferase. The record is from RefSeq and is a predicted model, not a curated record. The transcript has 6 exons. Bases 1 to 954 code for a protein of 317 amino acids. Gene Ontology annotation, molecular function: orotidine-5'-phosphate decarboxylase activity. Lineage: Eukaryota; Apicomplexa; Conoidasida; Eucoccidiorida; Sarcocystidae. Gene Ontology annotation, biological process: 'de novo' pyrimidine nucleobase biosynthetic process; pyrimidine nucleotide biosynthetic process.